UUUGUUAAAAUAGAAUGCUUUAUGUCAUAGAAAGCUGUCGAAGGACUAAAUUAUUUAAUUGUUGUAAUACAGCUGCCACAUAGAAGGCCGCGUUUGCUAUAUAAGCGACAUUUUAUUUACGUGGACACUUGAUGCGGCGAGCAUCUUUGUUUACAUUUUUAGUAACGUCUACGUGUUAGCAAGUGUGCUAAACUUCGUCAAGCGUUAUUAAAAAUGUUGUUAUAUAGUUAUUUAUCCGCAAGUCAACUGUGUUGUACCUGUUGCACUACCAAUUUAUGAAUGUAACUUCAGAGAUUAGAUGUUGAUAAAUGGGGACGACGAGAAGGCUCUUUCACGUUAAGGUCUGGUUUUAUCAAAAGUUCUCUUUACUGUAGCGAUGUAGUUUGUAACAGUAAACACUUUGGACUGGUUCUCUAAUCUGUGAGACACAGAGAGGUCUUUAAACAUGGAGUCCUUGUUGAGGAAGAAGCCGAACUGUUUGCGGCAGGAGAAUGCCUCCAUGAUCCCCCAGGAUGAGCAGAUCUUUGGUGACCUUGAUGCUCUGCAGUAUGAUUUGAGCUCACCCAUCUCUGAGGCUCCAGUCAGAGGUCCUGGACUUGCGGUUGAAUGCAGUGUGGCGGUCAUGAGUGCAGAGAUAAGACACCUCGAAGCAGAACUGGCGGCGAAAACCAAAGAAUUAAAGACAGCACAGCUGAAAGCUGAGUGUCAUGAAGAAGAAGCAGCCCAUAAUGAAAUUGUUGUGGCCACUCUCAGUGAAGAGGUCCAAGCCCUGAGAGAAGAACUGGACAAUCAGACGGCCCUGGGAAACCGAGCCGAACAACAACGGAACCAAGCGCUGGAAAAUGCAGAGAAGCUCAAGGAGGCUUUUAAAGAGUACAAGGCCAAUAUUUCCAUUAAACUAAAAAUGGUGGUGGAGAGUGAGAGCAAACUAAAAGAGAGCCUAAUUGAGUGUGAUGGAGAAAAAGAAGAGCUAGAGAUAAAGUGCAACACACUGCAGAGAGAGAAGACAGAGCAGAGCCAAACAAUCAGCCAACUAAAGAAGGAGGUGAGGGAGGCCAAGAGUCUGGCUGCAGGGCACUCAGACCUUCAGACCCAGCUGGAGCAGUCCAGGGAGCAGGUUUCAGUUCUGGAACAGCAGCUUGAAGACUGUGGAACAAAAUGCAGACAAGUUGCCCCUUUGCGGAAGGAACUGGAAAAGCUGCGUAAUAUGACCCAGAGCCAGGAGCAGAAGGCGGCCCGGAACCAGGCUGAGCUGUCCAGUCUUGAGACCAUAGUAGGCCUGCUGCAUCUACGAGAGGGUGUUUUGGGCCCACUUUGUGCAAAACCAUGUAUGCUCCCCCAGCUGGAGUAUUCAGGAACUGCACACUUGCUGAAACUACAGCCAGGUGAAGGUUAUCAGCAGUUGUUGCGGGUGAUGCAGUCCAUGGAGGCGCAGAGAACCAAACAGAGCGGCCUGGUUGAGCGGUUACAGGAGCGUCUGAGCAGAGCUCAGGAGGAGAUCUCCUCCCUGCAGAGCUCCAUGGCACAGAGAACGUCUCAUUACCAAAAUCUACAUACAGAACUGUUGGACAAAGUCAACCAAGCAACUGACACUGAAAAAGAACUAAGAAGAAAAAGUGCCCGUGUGGCUGCGCUGGAGAUACAGUUACAAGAGAAAACAUCUGUUUACAGCCAGGUUGCACUGAAAAACACCGAGCUGGAGAAUCAGCUGCAGGAGAAGACCAACACUCUUCAACAUCUCCAGACACUGAUGACCAAAAAGCAGAGAGAGUAUCAACAGUCGUUGGAAAGGUGUAAAAAGUCCCAGGCUGAGCAAUGCACAGAGCUGCAGCACAGAACAGAAAUGGUGAACAGCUGUUAUACCACCGUGGCUCCAGUUGAUGUCAGAAUUACAUCAGCACAAAUUCUCUUGAUGAUGUCCUGCAAAAACAAUCUGCAAGUUUCUUUAGAAGAAGCUCGAUCUCGCGUGUUUGAAGUGGAGCAGGAGGUCCGUUUGUGCCAGAGGGAGAGAGACGAGGCUCAGAAGGAAGUUCUCCUCCUGCAGACCACUGUUGAACGUCUUACACAAGAGAAAGACGCUCGAGCCAAACAAAAGGAGGAGCUGCUGCAGAGUUUUAAAGACCAGGCAGCUCAGUCUGCCACCAAGGUGUGUGAGCUCCAGUCGUCGUUGUCGUCGUGCAGAGAAGAACUGACCUCAUACCUGCAGCAGAUGGAGGAUGUUAAAAAGAACUACGAGAGUCAGCUGCAGAUGAACAAGGACAAGGUGUCCUCUCUUCAGGAGAAGCUCAGAAGCACCAGCCUGGUUUGUCAGAGAUUCACUGACGAGAACCUGCAACUUCAGCUUUCUCUGCAGCAGCAGCAGACAAUGCUGACCGAGAGCAACACCCGCAUUUCUGACCUGGAGGAGUGCCAGAGCCAGCUAGAGGGACAGGUGUCGCAUCUGGAGCAGCAGCUGGAACGGGCAAACGCCUCCCUGCAGGACGAGGUGAGGAGCAGAUUUCAGGAGGCCCAAGGGCGAGAUGAGGAGCUGCUGGAGAUGAAGAAGAAGAACUCUCAGCUUUCUGAGAACGUCACCCACAUCACGUCAGAGAUGGUCAAGUGUCGAGGAGAGCUGUUGUCUAAAGAGUCGGAGCUGCAGUGUCUGAGGAAGGACGUCUCCGUGAAGACAUUUCAGAUCAAACGCAUGGAGGAGAGUCUGCAGCUUACAAAAACAAACCUGGCCAACAAAAACAACAUGGUUGUAGAUCUGGAGGAAAAGCUCCAUCGCUGUGAAGCAGACCAGCUCAACUGUGUCAACAGGGUCCAGAUCCUGGAGGGACAGCUGCAGACGGUCCAAGGGGAGUUGACCGACACGCUGGAGCAGCUACUGAAGCUGAAAGACAUUCUGCAGAAAACACAAACCAUCGCAGACGAGCGACAGGCCUGUGUGGAAAAACUGACUGUCCAGCUUAGUGAAACGCAGAAGGAGUUGGAGGAGAGAACCCAUGAGGUCUUAGACAUGGACAAUGCUCUGAAAGAGAGGCAGGGGGAGCUCCAGCAGAGAGCACAGCUGUUGGGUCUGCUGGACGUGGCCAUCAGAGAACACAAGCAGGAGAUGGAGAAGAAGGUGGAGUCUCUGCAGCAGAGCCUGGAAACUAAAGAGAGAGAACUAACAGACGCACAGAAGGAGCUCACAGACAGAAACCACAGGGAGUCCCAGGAUCUCAACCAGCAGCUCCGUGUGAGUCAACAGAAACUUUGUACUGUGUUACAACAGCUUGAAGAAACUGGGCUUCACUGUGAGACUUUGGCCAAAGAGCUGGCUGCAGCUGAGCAGCAGAACAGCGAGAAGAAGGUCCAGCUGUCUCAGCUGACUCAGAAGGAGGCACGGUGGCUUCAGGAGGAGGCCAGACUGCGGAGCACGAUCAGCUCUUUGGAGGUGGAGAAGGAGCAGCAGAGCAAGGAGCUGGAGUCACUGCAGCAGUCCCGAGGUCAGCUCCUCAAAGUCUCCGAGCAGAUCUCUUCCACCAUGCGCUCCGCUCAGGAGGAGCUAACUGCUAAGCUUCAGGAGAGCCAGACUCAGCUACAGCAAAGCAAAGUCCUGUUGGACCUCACUCAGAACCGAGCCAAUCACCUUCAAGGCCAGUUGGAGCAGAUCCAGAGCCAACUCACUCAGAGUAGAACCCAGCUGGAACAGACCAGGGCUCAGAACACAGACCUGCGUGCUCAGCUGAAGAGAGCAAAGUUGAAGUUGAACCAGACCAGAGUCCAUGCAAUCCAGCUGCAGACUCAGCUGCAGGCCUGUGACAAGUCUUCAGAGACUUCCUCUGGGUCUGAGCUCAUCCAGGAUUUGGGUGAGUCAGAUGUGUCUCAUCUUCAGAGCUCCACCCAUGACAACUACACACACUCUCUCCCUGCUCUGCAGUCACUCACACACUCCCUACAGAAGCCUUCUCUCCCUUCACCUCCAUCUUCCCCUAAAAAGCCUCAGACCACCACCAGGGGUCCCACACUCUCUCAGUUAUCGACUCGUCAUCCUUCAGCUUCUGCUCACUCCUGGUCUCACUUGUCUCAAACACAUGACUGGCCACAGAGCAACAGCAUAGACUCUUCUCUGGACCUUCCUCUGAGCCUCAAAGAAACACUGAAGGAGGUUUUAGGCAAGGAGCCCUGGCCGCCCUCUUCUUCCUCUUCCUACCUCACCUCCUCCUCUGUCUCCUCUUUCCCAGUGGAAGUGAACCACAGCUGGCUGGGCCGGGCCACUGUGGAGACCACAGAAACAUCUGACCUCUCCUUUAACCCCCUCACCUACAUGGUGGACGAUGGAGACCGUGGACAUCUCCCAAGUGAUGUUUCUUCAGCUCGGGAGGAGGGAAGUGAGGGUCUGGGUGAGUCCAGAACAGGGUCUGUGGCCACUCUGGUGGUUGAGAAGGAGGAGGAAAUGGAUAUGAGUUCACUGACCGGGAUGCUGAAGUUUGUGAACCAAACGUUAGCGAUGCAGGACGAUCCUUCUCUGUGGAGUUCAGUAGGUUCAUCCAAGACGUAACAAAACCUCACACACUUUCGGAUGAAGUCUUUUGAUAUGUUUAUUUAACUUGAAUUAACUUAUUUGAUAGCAUUUUGCUAUUUAUUUUAUAGUUUAUGUAAUAUUACAGCGCCGCCUAGAGGUCAUUAAUUCUUUGAUGUGUUCAUUUUGGGAACCCUGGUUUAAAGACAUCUACAGGAUGUGUGAUAACUCCAUCACAAGUCCUAAUUUGAAGGAGAAUAUCCAAAUACCUUUUCCAAAAUGUGAUACAUUUUGAUAUAAUUGUAAGCAAUAAAUUUACAGUUUUAUAUGUGUUUUCUGUUCUAAGAAAUAGAUUUCCAGCGUCAUCUCUUCCUCCUCUUCCUCUUCCUCUCCUGCUCCUCCUGCUUGUUGUUCUCCUCCUUGUGCCUGUUCUCUCCAUCUACAUCUCUUUUUCUGCCUUACUGUAACUCUUCUCUUGGGUCUUCCUCUUUUUCUCCUUUUUUUGACAUCAUUUAUGCAACGUCUCCAUAUGUAGUGAUGCAACACCUAGUUGACAAGUAGUGGAUGGCAAUUUACUGGUUUCAGUUGUUUCAAUUUACUCACAAUUUACAGUACUUAUGAGUUUCUUGUUUUUCCAAAACAAUCUAGUAAAUAAAUCAUAGUUGUCAGACCAAUAAUUUUAUAUAUGUAAUAGUUUGCGGUACACCUGAUGAUCUCUCGUGGCACAUUAAUGUGAGGCACAGAGAGAUUUGUUUAUCAGCUUAAAUGAUGUAGUGCAUGCAAAAAGAAGUAUCGAGUCCAUUUUUGUUAGUCUUCAGAGAAUAUUAAAGCAGCCUUGUGUUCAGAUGUUCCCAUGCCGUCUGUGGCCGGGAGGUCGUGUUACCAUAAAAACUGGCAGCUUUCUGACCAGAAGAGGAAUUUUUGGGAUCAGGAUGAGAGGGGGUGGGGAGAGUUAGUCUCAGACCAAUACAGUCUCCAGCUGCUCCAAUUAGAUUUGGUGCUGUAAUCUCACAUGGUUACAAAAGGUUAGUUAUAAAAUGUCCAGGCUAUGUGGGUUUUAGUUUUUCUCCGUUUGGCUGCUUUUAUUCUGCCAGAUAGAUUAUCUACGGUCUCAAGAAACGUUUUCAUCCGAUUUUAGUCUCUUCGUGCAGAUAGCAGUCUUUCUGUUCUCACUUCUUGUCCGUUCUGGUUGUGUCAAACACUUUUAGUGAAGAGGAUGUGGUUCAGUCUGUGGGAUGUUGCGUGCCACGGUGUGCUCUAGUUCCUCCACGAAACACAACAGAACACAAAACAAAUCUUGUUGCUACUUAAUAAACUCUAUUAAUAUUUUG
Cynoglossus semilaevis (tongue sole) is the source of this 5817-nucleotide messenger RNA. It is a transcript of the gene ccdc18, whose product is annotated as coiled-coil domain containing 18. Lineage: Eukaryota; Metazoa; Chordata; Actinopteri; Pleuronectiformes; Cynoglossidae. The record is from RefSeq and is a predicted model, not a curated record. Bases 446 to 4525 code for a protein of 1359 amino acids. The transcript is spliced from 24 exons.